AUGGAAUCUCUUGCAAGACAAUCAAAGGCCUUGUGUCCCUUUCUUCACAAGACUUCUACCUCUACCCUGAAGCGACUUUCGUCCCAGGCCACCAUCGCGUCCGUCGCUAGAGGAUGCCCAAUCAUGGGUCAUGCCAUGGAAAUCCAAGAAUCUAAGGCCCCUCACUCCAGAUCUUACUCCACUGUUCGCGAGGUCGAAAUCUCUAAGGAGUUUAUUGAAAUCCCCGUCAACAAAAAGACCGCUGGUUCUGCCACUGCUACUGCUACUGCUACUUCUGCAAACAAAACUCCAGCCUUUGAUGACAAACAAGCUCCCUUCAACUACGAAAAGCUCUACGAAUCAGAUCUUCAACGUAAGCACCAGGACAAGUCUUACCGCUACUUCAACAACAUCAACCGUCUGGCUAAAAAGUUCCCUCAUGCUCACCGUGCCACCGAGUCUGAAGAAGUAGCCGUCUGGUGUUCUAAUGACUACCUCGGCAUGGGCUCGCAUCCUGUUGUGACCGAAGCCAUGCACUCUACUAUUGACAAGUACGGCGCUGGUGCCGGUGGUACCCGCAACAUUGCUGGCCAUAACCUGCACGCUCUCAAACUUGAGGCUUCUCUUGCUGAUCUCCACCGCAAGGAAGCUGCUCUUGUGUUUACUUCCUGCUUCGUUGCCAAUGAUGCUACUCUUGCUCUUCUCGGCAAAAAGUUCCCCAACUGUGUCUACUUCUCCGACGAAAUGAACCACGCUUCCAUGAUUGAGGGUAUCCGCCACUCUGGCGCUGAAAAGGUCAUCUGGAAACACAAUGAUCUUGCCGACCUCGAGGCCAAGCUCGCAAAGUACCCCAAGUCCCAGCCCAAAAUCAUUGCCUUUGAAAGUGUCUACUCCAUGUCUGGCAACAUCUCUCCCAUUGAGGCCAUCUGUGACCUUGCCGACAAGUACGGUGCCCUGACCUUCCUUGACGAGGUCCAUGCUGUCGGCAUGUACGGCCCACGCGGUGCCGGUGUUGCCGAGCACCUCGACUUUGAGUACCACGACUCUAACUGCAACCCUGAGAAUCUUGUUUCCACAAACACUGACGGCUCUGCUCGCCGUGAUGUCAUGAGCCGUGUUGACAUGAUUACCGGUACCCUGGGCAAAGCCUUUGGCUGCAUGGGUGGCUACGUUGCCGGCUCCAAGAACUUCAUUGACUGGAUCCGUUCAUACGCUCCUGGUUUCAUCUUUACCACUUCUUUGCCUCCUGCCGUCAUGGCCGGUGCCAACGCUGCCAUUGACUACCAAAAGUCUUCUCUUAAGGAGCGUAUCCUGCAACAGGCCCACACCGCCUACGUCAAGCGUGAGCUUGGUGAGCGUGGUAUCCCCGUUGUCCCCAAUCCUUCGCAUAUUGUUCCUGUGCUUGUUGGUAAUGCAGAAAAGGCCAAGGAAGCUUCUGAUAUGCUUCUGGAAAAGUAUGGCAUUUAUGUCCAGGCCAUUAACUAUCCUACUGUGCCAAUUGGUCACGAGCGCUUGCGCAUCACCCCUACUCCAGGACACAACAAGGAGCUUUCUGAUCACUUGAUCAAGGCUCUUGACGAGACUUUUGAUACUCUUGGUCUUGAUCGUAUCAAGGAUUGGGAGAAGAAGGGCGGCCGUUGCGGUGUUGCUCAACCUGGCUAUGACCACAUCAAGCCCAUUUGGACCCCUAAGCAAUUGAAGCCUUAA
Molecule: messenger RNA, 1686 nt
Organism: Magnusiomyces paraingens
Lineage: Eukaryota; Fungi; Ascomycota; Dipodascomycetes; Dipodascales; Dipodascaceae
Exons: 1
Coding region: 1-1686 (561 amino acids)
Biological process (GO): heme biosynthetic process
Cellular component (GO): mitochondrion
Molecular function (GO): 5-aminolevulinate synthase activity; pyridoxal phosphate binding
Source: RefSeq, a predicted model, not a curated record